UAUUCAGAAUGGCGGGUAGACAAGUCUGGAAGAUCUCUUCUUUCUUCUCCCCUUUGCAUUGUUCGGUGGUGAUCUGUUAAUAUUUGGCGCCUUUUUGCUCCGUUGUUGCGUUCUUUGGUUUUUGCUUUCAGGUGGUUUUAGGAAGAGAGAUUGAUGGCUCAAGAUAUUCAAGCUAGCUCUGUUUGUGAGCUUGAGGUGGCUGCAAAACAGCGACCACGCCCAUCUCCUUAUUUGGUCAACAGAACGUCUACUAGGCGUGCAGUUUAGUAAUGCCUAGCUACUGACCUGCUGAUCUCCUAACAGCUGUAAUGGCAUUCGCAGCUUUCUUCGCCAAAGACAAGACAUUUCGGCCUCGCAAGAAAUUCGAGGAAGGCACACUCAAACACCAACUACACAAGAAAGCAGAGGCGUCUCUGAAUGCCGGUCUCGAUCUGAGGAAGGCCGUAGAAUUGCCCCCCAACGAGGAUUUGAACGAGUGGAUAGCCGUCCACGUUGUAGAUUUUUUCAAUCGUAUCAACUUGAUAUACGGCACAAUAUCUGAAUUCUGUACAGAACAGAGCUGCCCUGUCAUGUCAGGAGGACCAAAAUAUGAAUACAAGUGGGCAGAUGGUGAGACAUACAAAAAGCCAACGAGGCUGCCGGCUACUGUGUAUAUCACGUUGCUAAUAGAAUGGGUUGAGAAACAGAUCAAUGAUGAGGAAGUGUUUCCAUCUGAUCCAAGUGUGUCAUUUCCAAAGGCGUACAUGUCUGUCUGCAAGAAGAUUCUAACUCGUCUGUUUCGAGUCUUUGUUCACGUCUACAUACACCACUUUGACAAGAUUGUUGCUAUUGGAGCAGAGGCUCACGUGAACACGUGCUACAAACACUUUUACUUCUUUGUAACAUCAUUCAAGUUAGUAGACUCCAAAGAACUAGAGCCAUUGAAGGAGAUGUCUGAGAAGAUCUGCAAGUAGUAUCACAAUCUAACAACAUUACUUUGUUUCUACUUGUAUAGUUCGUGCAACUAAUAGCACAUCAUUCUGUGUUACUACGUCAUAUUACCACAUUAGCUUGAGAAAUAAGUAUCAACAUAGUUUGUGCACUCUUGAUAUCAAUGACGUCACUAGAAUAUUUUCUUUACAUUUUGGAUAGAAAAUGUGUGGCAUUCUUCUUACUUGCUAACUUCAAACAUUAAUAUUAAUGAUUCUAUAUACAUGUA
This is a messenger RNA of Corticium candelabrum, 1198 nucleotides long. Its product is annotated as MOB kinase activator 3B-like. The transcript is spliced from 10 exons. The record is from RefSeq and is a predicted model, not a curated record. NCBI's taxonomy places the organism in Eukaryota, Metazoa, Porifera, Homoscleromorpha, Homosclerophorida, Plakinidae. Bases 309 to 953 code for a protein of 214 amino acids. Gene Ontology annotation, cellular component: cytoplasm.